AUGGCCGCUAAUUCGCAGAUUUUUAUAGGAAUGACCAUUCCAUCAAUGCUUGCAGCCUCUUCAUCUUCAUCCUCCACCGGUCUCUCUAUGGUAAGGAGACCUCUCACAACGUCGUUCUAUAACGCCGGGGUGGGAGCUCUAAAACUUGAAACGAUUAGGGUUGCUCCUUCCAAUAAGCAAAACCAUUACAAACAUCGUGGAACAGCUCUUGUUGCCCGUAUGAACCUUUUCGACCGGUUUGCUAUGGUUAUCAAGUCAUAUGCAAAUGCAAUCAUGUCUUCGUUUGAAGAUCCUGAGAAAAUGUUAGAGCAAGCAGUUCUCGAAAUGAAAGAUGAUCUGGCCAAGAUGCGACAGGCCUCAGCACAAGCAAUGGCAUCUCGAAAAAUGCUGGAAAACAAGUAUGAAGCUGCGAAACGGGCUUCAGAGGAUUGGUACCGAAAACAAGGAGAGGAAGAUUUAGCACGUGAAGCUCUCAAGAGGCGAAUAUCUCUUGCGGAUAAUGCUAGUUCUCUGAGAUCACAACUUGAUCAACAGAAGGGUGCUUUUGAUAGUCUUGUCUCGAAUACAAAGAUUUUAGAGAGCAAGAUACAUGAGGCAAUGUCGAAAAAGGAUACCCUGAAAGCGCGCGCUAGGUCUGCAAAGGUUGCUAGUGAAGUGGGUGAGAUGGUGGGGAAUGUUGAUACGGGUAGUGCCCUUUCGGCUUUUGGAAUGAUGGAAGAGAAAGUGUUGGCAAUGGAAGCUCUUGGCCAGUUAACUAUGGAUGAUGUGGAAGGAAAGUUUGCGGUGCUAGAGAGCUCUUCUUCUGUUGAAGAUGACCUUGCAAAGUUGAAGAAACAACUGUCUGCAGGUAGGUCCAAGAAAGGUGAGCUUCCUCCUGGGAGAACCGUUGCUGCUUCAAACAAGGCAUACCUGUUAAACGAUUCUGUGAUUGAGAUGGGGCUUAGUGAGUUGAGACUGAAAGCCAAGGUCGACUGCUUGUAA
Fragaria vesca subsp. vesca is the source of this 981-nucleotide messenger RNA. RefSeq names its product membrane-associated 30 kDa protein, chloroplastic-like. The transcript has a single exon. The record is from RefSeq and is a predicted model, not a curated record. The coding region runs from base 1 to 981 and encodes 326 amino acids. Gene Ontology annotation, biological process: thylakoid membrane organization. Gene Ontology annotation, cellular component: chloroplast. NCBI's taxonomy places the organism in Eukaryota, Viridiplantae, Streptophyta, Magnoliopsida, Rosales, Rosaceae.